AAAACAGCUGGAGAAACCCAGCGGGUACAGCAUCUAUGGAGCGAAGGAAAAAAGCAACGUUUCGGGCCGAAACCCUUCUUCACAGUUUCUCCAGCUUUUUUGUGUACCUUCGAUUGUAUAUCUGCAGUUCCUUCUAAAACAUCUCCCUAUCUCUCUCAGUCUCCAUCUAUCUAUCUCUGUCUCUAUGUCUGUCUCUAUCCAUCUCUAUUUCCCUCUAUCAAUUUUCAAUUUAAAAAACUUUAUUGGCAUGAUAAAAUACAUCAUAUUGCCCAAGUUAUAGAACAUAACAUACAUAUUUAAAAUGCAUAAAUAUAUAAACAAGUAUACAGUGCAUGGAUAGAUAUGCCCCAGUACAUAUAUAUAAAUACACACUCGCAAUACACCUAUAGCCCUUUAUUGAUUGCUACACGUUCUUGUAGCUGUAAGCAAUACAACAGGAUAGCAAGUCAAUAUUAAUUUCUUAGUAUCAGUUAAUUUCAAUUAGUGUGUGCGUGCAUGUUGGCCAUUCAUCGUCUCUCAGGUUAUGGCAUGCUGUUACAUAUUGUGCACCAAGAUGAGCCGUAUUUCCUUCACCAAGGAUUAUUCUUAGUUUUGAUGUAUUAUCUAGUUCUUUAAAAUCUGGGUUUGCCAGACUGAGUUUGUCAAAGUAUGCUUUCCUUGUUUUUAUAAUUUUUUUUUGCAUUUCAGGAGGAAGUCACCUCUGUUUUAACCUCAUCUGUCAAACAGUGGCCGCAUAUUCUAUUUUAUCUUGGUUGCCAAAAUCUCUUCUGUCUUCCUUUUUCAACUGCCAAAUGGUGGUCACCUCACCUGUAUUUGGUGAGGGUCUGUCUCUGCUUUAUGUCUCUAACAGUUGAGAGAUAGUAUGCCAAUUUAUAAUCUCUUUUUAGGGCACGGUAACAUUCUAAUCUGCUUUGGAUUUUGGUUUCUUUAUCCCGUGUUCCAAAUAAGUUUAUUUUCAUUGUUUGAUAAUUUGGUUCACUCUAACUGGUGAUUGUGGAUCAGUAUUUAACUGAAUAGGGUUAGUUAGUCUCAGUACCAAAUGACACGGGGAACUCUUUUCUGGGUAACCCUCUUGGGUUUGAAGGGCUUUAGACUGGAGGGUAUCUAGGGGGCUAGAUUUAAGGCGAUUCCAAAAAUUUAGUGCUCGUUUCUGGAUAAUUAUUAUCAGUAGAUAUCUGCCUAAUUCCGCCCUACAUGCAUUUGUCGGUGUUUUUCUUUGGAUACAGAGAAUGUUCUGACAAAAUUCCGUAUGCAGGGCCUCUGUUGUAUGUUUUUCACAUUUAAUAUAGCUAUGGUGACUGAGCGGACUCCAUACUUCACUACCAUAAAGCGCAAUAGGCUGGAUUACGCUGUCAAAUAUUUUAGGCUGGAUUAGGCUGUCAAAUAUUUUAAACCAGAUUCUGAUUGGAAUUUGGAUGUUGUUGAACCUUCGAGCUUUCUCUUUUAGUGCAUUCACUGCCAUGUUGAAGCUCCCUGAUGCUGCAACAAUUAGACCAAGGGUUUAGGAGUCGUUGCUGUGGACGGAGAGUCGAAGAUUUGAGCGGCCAUUGAGGGCGGCCAGGGUGCCGGUGAGCCCCCCAUCUGCCCGGUGUGCGGGCUGAGCUUUGAGGGGCUGAGCUUCAGUGGAGGACCACAUGGCAGGGCAAAACAAGGAGAAGCGUUAUGAGUGCAACAUGUGUGGCAAGGCCUGCCAGUGCCCGAGCAAGCUGGAGUCUCACCGGCGGAUGCACACGGGAGAACGCCCCUUCGACUGCUCGGAGUGCGAAAAGAAUUUCAAGACGGCGAGUGACCUGAAGGCCCACCAGCAAGUGCACACGGGUGAGAAGCCCUGCUCCACCUGCGGCAAGAACUUUACCAGGUUGUCGGGGCUGUGGGACCACCGGCGGGUGCACAGCAGUGAGCGGCCCUUCACCUGCUCCGACUGCAGCAAAGCCUUCAAGUCGUCCACGAACCUGAAAGUGCACAGGCGCCUGCACACUGGGGAGCGGCCCUACACCUGCAGCGACUGUGGCAUGGACUUCACUCAGGCCAGUGGCCUGCUGCAGCACCAGAGCACCCACACUGGCGACCGACCCUACACCUGUGCCCAGUGCGGCAUGGGCUUCACCCACUCCAGCCGCCUGCAGGAGCACCAGCGCACCCACACCAGCGAGCGCCCCUACACCUGUGCCCAGUGUGGCAAGGACUUCACCCAAUACGGCUACCUGCUGAAGCACCAGCGCACCCACACCGGCGAGCGCCCCUACACCUGUGUCCAGUGCGGCAAGGGCUUCACCCAGUACGACUACCUGCUGAAGCACCAGCGCACCCACACCGCUGAGCGCCCCUACACCUGCGCCCAGUGCGGCAAGGGCUUCACUGACUCCAGCACCCUGCUGAAGCACCAGCGCACCCACACCGGCGAGCGCCCCUACACCUGCGCCCAGUGCGGCAAGGGCUUCACCCAGUCCAGCAGCCUGCUGAUGCACCAGCGCACCCACACCGGCGAGCGCCCCUACACCUGUGCCCAGUGCGGCAAGGGUUUUACCAGAUCCACCAGCCUGUUGGAGCACCAACGCACCCACUCUGGCGUGCGCCCCUACACCUGUACCCAGUGCGGCAAGGGCUUCAACCGCUCCACCAGGUUGCUGGAGCACCAGCGCACACACACCGGCGAGUGCCCCAACACCUGUACCCAGUGAGGCAAAGGCUUCACCCGCUCCAAAAGCCUGCUAAUGCACCAGCGUACCCACAGUGGUGAGUGCCCCUACACCUGUGCCCAGUGCGGCAAGGGUUUUACCAGAUCCACCAGCCUGUUGGAGCACCAGUGAGUCCUCUGGCGAGCGCCCCUACACCUGUACCCAGUGCGGCAAGGGCUUCACCAGAUGCAGCAAGUUGCUGGAGCACCAACUCACCCACUCUGGCGAACGCCCCUAAACUUGUACACAGUUCGGCAAAGGCUUCACCUGCUCCAGCAAGCUGCUGUCCCACCAGCGGGUGGGACAGUCCCAUCACCAGCCCGGUGUGUGGAGAGUGCUUUGCCAUGGUCUCCCAUGCCCUGUCUCAUCAGCCACAUGUGCACCAGUGGCCAACCCUACGACUGCCCGUACUGAGUGAGGCGUUUGACAGUUUGCAGGGGUUGUGGCAGCAACGGCCGGGCCCACGCCAGCGAGCAGCUGCUCCC
Messenger RNA from Leucoraja erinaceus (little skate), 3163 nucleotides. RefSeq names its product zinc finger protein 135-like. The record is from RefSeq and is a predicted model, not a curated record. Gene Ontology annotation, biological process: regulation of transcription by RNA polymerase II. Gene Ontology annotation, cellular component: nucleus. The coding region runs from base 1635 to 2681 and encodes 348 amino acids. NCBI's taxonomy places the organism in Eukaryota, Metazoa, Chordata, Chondrichthyes, Rajiformes, Rajidae. The transcript is spliced from 2 exons. Gene Ontology annotation, molecular function: DNA-binding transcription factor activity, RNA polymerase II-specific; RNA polymerase II cis-regulatory region sequence-specific DNA binding.